UGUAAGAAAACAGGAAGUGUAGAGGCUUUAAGACAAACCACUGAUCUGUCAGUUAUUUAUCAGUCUGACAGAAUGGAGCUGUGGACACUCCGUAUGAUGAUCUUGCUUAUUUCAUUUUUCCAUGUUGGACAAGCUCAAGCAGAGAAUAAACCAGUUCUGUAUGUGCAGCCAAACGCACCACAUAUAUUCAGAGGAGAGAUUGUUACACUCUCAUGUAUAAUUUCGGGAGGUAGUGGACCAUAUAGCUGGUACAAAGAUGGUGUUCAUCUUCACAGCUCUGCUGAAAGGGACUACACUAGAAAAGUAGAUCAGAGUCACAGAUACAGUUGUUAUGGGCUUAAGAAUGGACAGUCAACAGCAUGGAGUGAUGAAGUGACUCUCUCAGUGAUAGAAAGACCAAAAGCUGUUGUGACUCUGCAGCCUGAUGGAGAGAUAUUCAGUGGACAGGAGGUCACGUUAACAUGUGAAAUACGAGGACAUGAAGAAACAUUAGAUGUGGAGUGGAUGUACAACUGGUAUAAAGAUGGUGUCCUACUUUCUGCCCCUGUUGGGUACAAGUAUUAUUCAUUCCCUGCAUUCAGCGGUAAAUUCUCCUGCAGAGGACAGACAAAAAGUGACUCACAAACAUCAGAGACCAGCCCUGCUGUUACACUCACUGUGUCAGAUAAACCUAAACCUGAACUCACAUCAGACCUUAAAGGAGCUGCACUGACAGGAAGCUCAGUGAUUCUGUCCUGUACACUGACACCACAGUCUGCUGGAUGGAAGUUUUACUGGAUCAAACCCACACAGAGCUCUGAGACUGAAACACACCAGUACAUCAUCAGUUCAGUUAGAGUCUCUGAUGGAGGUCAGUACAAGUGCAGAGCUGGAAGAGGAAACUCAGUCUACUACACAGACUACAGUGAUGUACUCUGGGUAAAUGUUACUGAAAGUCCUAAAGCUCUGGUGACCAUAAAGCCUGACAAACAUGUGUUCAGAGGAGAGACUGUGACUCUCAGGUGUGAAAUACAGGGAGGAGGAGACACUGAGUGGACAUACAGCUGGUAUAAAGAUGACCAAAUCUACCAAGACCACAAAACCCAGGAGUUCAGCUUCAGCUCAGUUAUAAAUGAACACAGUGGUAAAUACACCUGCAGAGGGAGGAGACGCAGUGACUAUCAGAGCUCAGAGCUCAGUGAUGCUGUUACUCUCACUGUAUCUGAAAAACCUAAACCUGAUCUCACAUCAAACCUUAAAGGAGCUGCACUGACAGGAAACUCAGUGUUUCUGUUCUGUACACUGAAGCUGCAGUCUGCUGGAUGGAAGUUUUACUGGAUCAAACCCACACAGAGCUCUGAGACUGAGACUGAAACACACCAGUACAUCAUCAGUUCAGUUAAAGUCUCUGAUGGAGGUCAGUACAGGUGCAGAGCUGGAAGAGGAAACCCAGUCUACUACACAGACUACAGUGAUGUACUCUGGGUAAAUGUUAUUGAGAGACCUAAAGCUGUGGUGACCAUAAACCCUGACACACAUAUGUUCAGAGGAGAGACUGUGACUCUCAGGUGUGAAAUACAGGGAGGAGGAGACACUGAGUGGACAUACAGCUGGUAUAAAGAUGACCAAACCUACCAAGACCACAAAACCCAGGAGUUCAGUGUCAGCUCGGUUAGAAAUGAACGCAGUGGUAAAUACACCUGCAGAGGGAGGAGACUCAGUGACUAUCAGAGCUCAGAGCUCAGUGAUAAUGUUACUCUCACUGUAUCAGAUAAACCUAAACCUGAUCUCACAUCAAACCUUAAAGGAGCUGCACUGACAGGAAACUCAGUGAUUGUGUCCUGUACACUGACACCACAGUCUGCUGGAUGGAAGUUUUACUGGAUCAAACCCACACAGAGCUCUGAGACUGAGACUGAAACACACCAGGACAUCAUCAGUUCAGUUAGAGUCUCUGAUGGAGGUCAGUACAGGUGCAGAGCUGGAAGAGGAAACCCAGUCUACUACACAGACUACAGUGAUGUACUCUGGGUAAAUGUUAUUGAGAGUCCUAAAGCUGUGGUGACCAUAAAGCCUGACAAACAUGUGUUCAGAGGAGAGACUGUGACUCUCAGGUGUGAAAUACAGGGAGGAGGAGACACUGAGUGGACAUACAGCUGGUAUAAAGAUGACCAGGUCUACAGAAACCUCACAACCCAGGAGUUCAGCUUCAGCUCAGUUAGAAAUGAACACAGUGGUAAAUACACCUGCAGAGGGAGGAGACGCAGUGACUAUCAGAUCUCAGACAUCAGUGAUGCUGUUACUCUCACUGUAUCAGAAAAACCUAAACCUGAACUCACAUCAGACCUUAAAGGAGCAGCACUGACAGGAAGCUCAGUGUUUCUGUACUGUACACUGACACCACAGUCUGCUGGAUGGAAGUUUUACUGGAUCAAACCCACACAGAGCUCUGAGACUGAGACUGAAACACACCAGUACAUCAUCAGUUCAGUUAGAGUCUCUGAUGGAGGUCAGUACAGGUGCAGAGCUGGAAGAGGAAACCCAGUCUACUACACAGACUACAGUGAUGUACUCUGGGUAAAUGUCACUGAGAGUCCUAAAGCUGUGGUGACCAUAAAGCCUGACACACAUGUGUUCAGAGGAGAGACUGUGACUCUCAGGUGUGAAAUACAGGGAGGAGGAGACACUGAGUGGAUAUACAGCUGGUAUAAAGAUGACCAAAUCUACAGAGACCUCACAACCCAGGAGUUCAGCCUCAGCUCAGUUAUAAAUGAACACAGUGGUAAAUACACCUGCAGAUGGUGGAGACGCAGUGACUAUCAGAGCUCAGAGCUCAGUGAUGCUGUUACUCUCAAUGUAUCAGAUGAAGCAAAGACAGUAAUGACAGUGUCUCCACUGAUCUGGCUGGCUGAAGGAGAUUCAGUGACUCUAAGCUGUGAAGUUAAACAUUCCUCUACAGGCUGGACAUUCAUCUGGUACAAAGAUGUUCUCUACACAGACAGACACGGUUCCCUCAGGUCUAGAACACCGCUCCUCUCAGACAGCAGCGGAGGAUCUGGAGGCUCCUACACUCUCAGUCCUGUUUCUCUGAAUCACACAGGACUUUAUAUGUGCAGAGCUGAGAGAGGAGUCUUUCACACACAGUACAGCAAAACACAGCCACUGUGGAUCACUGGUGAAUCUUCUCCAGUGUCUCUGAUCAUCAGACCGAGCAGAACUCAACACUUUACUGCUGACUCUCUCUCACUGAGCUGUGAGGACCAGAGUGACUCUACUGGAUGGACAGUGAGACGAUACAGUUACACUGAGACAUUCGUCGGUUGUUCAUCGGUUUCAGGAUCUAAAUGUAACAUCAACUUCCUCUCUACAUCAUACACUGGUGUUUAUUGGUGUCAGUCUGAAUCUGGAGGAGGCAGUAAUCCUGUCAACAUCACAGUGCACAAUGGUGAUGUGAUCCUGGACAGUCCUGUACAUCCUGUGACUGAGGGGCGUCUUCUGACUUUACGCUGUUUAUUUCGCAACAAAAAGAUCCCAGGUUCUGGUGUUGAUUUCUAUAAAGAUGAUUCCAUCCUCCAGAACCAGACUACAGGAGAGAUGACCAUCAGUAAUGUCACAAAGUCUGAUGAAGGUUUCUACCACUGUAAACACCAAGAGAGAGGAGAGUCACUGAAAAGCUGGGUUUCAGUCAGAGGAAGGUCACAUGAAGGAGCUUCAAUGUCAGUGCUCAGACUGAUCAGCAGUCUAGUGACAGUUUCUGUGUAUCUGCAGCUGACCAUCAUUCUGGCAGUGAAAUGUUUCAGAGCUCGAGUUCAGACUGAUGAAGACACCCAGAAUGCUGUUAUAGAGGAGUGAACAAGAAAAAUCAGAUUUUAGGAUUGUGAAAUAAUUUUGAUUUCUCACAUUUAAAUAUUUACUAUUAGAUGUUUUUUUUCUGAAGUUUUCACACCUCUUCAUGGGGUUAUGAAUUAUGUACACUUCAUUAACAUUAAAAUUAACUAGAUAUUAAGAUCACAUAUUUAAUUAAUCUCUAAUCUCUAUCUAGUUAUAUUCAUCUUUAUAUAACUGGGUAAAAUAUUUUAUAGGUUAAGUAAACUUAUUAAAAUUUUGUAUAGAUGCCAUUGGCAAACAGAAUAUAAUCUAUGUACAUUGUUAACUAACUCUGAUCACUGAGGACAGGUGAGGAGGUUUAUUGUUAGUUUAUCAUUAUAGUUCAUGAUUAAAUGAUUUGACACAAAAAAAAAUAAAAAAAAAACAAAGUUAGUGUUUUCUAGUUAGUCAUCUGGACUUUUUUAGCAUGUGCUGGAAAGAAAACACAUCCAGUUUGUCUUAUUAAGACAUUCAUUCAGGUCUGUUAAUAGUCAAUAAUUUAUUUUAAUAGUCAUCCAUUUCUAUUAAUAGUCAAUAAUUUACAGAUUUAUUUUACAGAAAAUGUGUUGAAAGUGGUGACUCAGUGAUUCAGUCUUUGCAUUAAUCUGAAUGUUGUGAGUUUAAAUCGCAUCACCUUGAGCAAAACUCAUCUGUUCAUCCCUUACUUACUUAAGGUGAUCCAAGUAAAUUCCCUGCCCAAAAUAAAAAUAAAAUUAAAGACAUUAUUCUUACCUCUCUCCCUUCAAUUUGGCUCCUGCGAUGGGUAGGGGGUUGUCCCAUCCCUGUGCGUUGAGCCGACCAGAUGAACUAGUUGUUUCCAGCACUGACGGUCUUGUGCCAGCUGCUCUGCAUCCUCUAUAGCAACUCCUUGUUGUUGAAGGUCGCCCGAAAGGACGUCAAGCCAUCUAAUCUUGCAGCCAGUGUCUUGUUUAACCUCUUUCCCUGACUAACGAAAAACAGGUGAAAAAAAAUAUGGAAGGGGUUUAAACCCAAAUAAAUCGGCGCCCAUCUCUGGUGUCAGAAUAUUAUUAAUUAUAUGGAUUAUUAAUAUUUUUCUUUCUUGUGUUCUUGUGAUCUCGUUAUAACAAUGCAUGGGCUCUUAGGACUUAUGUUAAAUAGUGAAAGUAAACUGUUUACUUAAACUGGAUUUGCACAGUAAAAAGUUUAAGUAAACUCAAUAAAAACCUUUAUUUGA
Molecule: messenger RNA, 5041 nt
Organism: Tachysurus fulvidraco (yellow catfish)
Lineage: Eukaryota; Metazoa; Chordata; Actinopteri; Siluriformes; Bagridae
Product: Fc receptor-like protein 5
Exons: 17
Coding region: 73-3831 (1252 amino acids)
Biological process (GO): cell surface receptor signaling pathway
Molecular function (GO): transmembrane signaling receptor activity
Source: RefSeq, a predicted model, not a curated record